AUGCCGUUACUGCGAGCUGGCGGCCCCUCUGCCGUCGGGGCGACCUGCACGCGCACAAUUCGAUCUGCGUACGCCCUCAAUGCCCGAUACCUGAGCUCCUCCGCCACCCGUCAAGCAACCGGAGACAUCAAGACCACCACCCAAGAUGCCCCCGCGACACCGUCCACCGGGAGCGCUAUAACCCGCAAGGAGAGUGCUGGCGAAUCGAUUCCGCGCCACCAGCCUGACUACAAUGCCACAGUCGACCACGGAACAUCCCUGUUCUCCCCUGUUCCAAAGCGUGUUAUGGAUGGCAGUGAACCAAGCGAGGUCGUUGCUGCUGCCGUUCUGUCUGGUGCUCCAACAGAUCUCCAGGCUCGAACAGUCAGAAUAUACCGAGGAUCUAAGCCCGCUACUCAAUCUGGCACCUGGCGCAGCCACCACUGGAGAAUGGACUGGGACGUUCUAUCGAAGGGACACCGUUGGGAGAACCCGUUGAUGGGAUGGCAAUCUUCCGCAGACGCCAUGCAGGGAACCCACCUCAACUUCAGAUCGAAGGAGGAUGCCAUUCGAUUUGCUGAGAAGCAAGGGUACGAAUAUUUCGUUCAGGAGCCAAAUGAACGUGUCUUCCGCCCCAAGGCUUACGCGAACAACUUCUUACACGAGUCCGGGAAGCUCAAAUACAUCAAAACCAAAUAG
Molecule: messenger RNA, 678 nt
Organism: Arthroderma uncinatum
Lineage: Eukaryota; Fungi; Ascomycota; Eurotiomycetes; Onygenales; Arthrodermataceae
Exons: 3
Coding region: 1-678 (225 amino acids)
Biological process (GO): electron transport chain
Source: RefSeq, a predicted model, not a curated record